Molecule: messenger RNA, 4067 nt
Organism: Carassius carassius (crucian carp)
Lineage: Eukaryota; Metazoa; Chordata; Actinopteri; Cypriniformes; Cyprinidae
Gene: abcc13
Product: ATP-binding cassette, sub-family C (CFTR/MRP), member 13
Exons: 23
Coding region: 191-3259 (1022 amino acids)
Biological process (GO): transmembrane transport
Cellular component (GO): membrane
Molecular function (GO): ATP binding; ABC-type transporter activity
Source: RefSeq, a predicted model, not a curated record
UCAUUGGACAUGUGCACACGCUGCACGCUCCUCUGUUUAUACUCGGUUUUAUUCCGCACGGAGAGCGUCCUUUAAUUAUCCCAAAACAUGUCAGAGAUGAUUUAAACCUAAAUAUCGUCGACAAUUGUAAAUAACGUGAAAUUUAGGCUACUUUAUUUGUUUUCCUGUAAGAUGCCUUUGUUCCAGCUGUAUGAGACGCAGAUGCAGUUAUUUACACGCCGGUAGACAUUAUAUUGUUUUCAGACGCUGCCACCGAAAUGAGUCAAAAGGGAGUCUUAUCCAUAUGAACCUCUUUUGGAUAAACAGGAUGGUUGUAAUGGGACGCAGGGGACUGCUGCAGUUGUCUGACCUUUGCAAGCUGUAUAAUGAGGAGUCUGUCCACACCCUAUCCUCUGUGUUUGAGCACGAAUGGGAAAAACAACAGAAUUACACUGAGAGGUUGGACUUAGAAGAGGAUUCUGGAAGAGAGUCACUGAUGGUCUCCAGAAAACCCAAUACUGGUUACUCUCUCCUUUAUGCAGUAUGGGUGACAUUCCGUCCAGCUUUAGUCAAAGUUGCGCUUCUGAGACUGUCAACUGAUAUUUUUAGCAUUUUAGUUCCUUUGACUCUCAGGUGGGUUAUCCUGUUCUGUGAGAGGCAGGCUGUGUUUGACUGGGCUGGAUACACAUAUUCUCUGGUGGUGAUGGGAGCAGUUUGUUGCUGUGCUGUUUCUCAGCAUCACUUUGAGAAACAUAGUAGGAUAAUUGCAGCCAAUGCACAAGCGGUUCUAGCUGGCUUCCUCUACAGGAAGACAUUGUCUUUUUCCCAUAGUUCUGAGCAGCAAUCCAACACCACUCAGGGGACAGAUUUGUUAAGGGAGGUUGAAAAUGUUACAGAGCUAGUGGUCACAUUAGCUUGUCUUUGGUCCACUCCCCUGAGAGUCGCUCUCUGUCUGGGCUUACUGUGGGGAGAACUGGGCCCAGGUGUUCUAGUGGGGGUGGCAUUACUACUGGUCCUCAUCCCUGUCAACUCUGCAGUAGAGCGCAAAGCCAAACAGCUUCAGAGAGCUCAGCUGAUCAUCAUGGAAAGGAGUGAACAACUCAUCAAGGAAAUGUUGCAUAAAUUCCAGGCACUGAAGUUUCUCACAUGGGAGUCUUGGUUCCAUCAAAGAGUUUCAGAGUCACGGGCUAGGGAGCUGGAGAUACUGAGAAUUCUGGGAUAUCUGACCGCAUUCUCUAUGCUCAACUCCAUCUGUAUGCCUUUCCUGGUUGGUUUCUCUAGUAUUGGUGUGUUUGUGCUGGUGGAUGAUGGGAAUGUUCUCACACCAUCUCAGAUCUUUACAUCCCUCUGUUUCUUCAGAUUGCUCCGCCCACCUCUGCUGGAGCUCCUUGGGCUCUUCUCUGCGCUCAAGCAGGCACAGCAGUCUCUUUGCCAUCUGGAGAAGAUCUUUCUUAGAAAAGACUUGGACACCACUCAAUCAGUUACUUCAAAAGAAGAGCUUCUAUCUGAUGGCUUCCAACAGCCAUGUGACAGGUGUAAAGAUAAGCACAGUCAUUCUGAUGAGAAAAGUGAUCACUGUCUAUCCCAAAAAGGCAGUGGAAAGUCCUGCACGCUGUAUUUGAGGGCUUUCGGCUGGCACUGGCUGGCAGUUUCUUCGCUUGUCUACCUGUCUGUGUGUGCUGUUAGUUUAGCACAAGAUGGGAUCCUGAGUGUGUGGACGGGUGAAGCCAAAGAAGUUCAAGGCCUGGAAGGGUGGAGAGAGCUCAGAAACUCACGACUGUCUGCGUACGCAUUGCUCGGACUCCUGCAAGCUUUCCUUGUGUGCUGUGCUGCCUACUGUCUGACCUGCGCCUCUCUCAGGGCUUCUUAUACACUGCACUCAAAGCUUCUGUCAGAUGUUCUUCACAUGCCUAUGCAUUCCCAGACUGACAUGAGACGGCUACUGCAAGCAUUCACUCAGGAUAUGCAGGUGAUUGAUGAAGAGCUGCCCAAACAUUUGCAAAGCUGCUUGAAGAGUCUUUUGGACAUAUUGAGCACCAUCACUCUGAUCAGCUUCAUCAUGCCGGUUUUCAGCCUAGCUGUCUUCCCACUGCUAAUCCUCUUCCUCCGUAUUCAGUCACGCUUUGCUUCAGCCCAGAGUCAUAUCAGACACAUGGAGACAAACCCAGUUGCUUCUAUGGAGUGUGUGACACAGUGUGUUGAAGCUCCACUUUCUGGGCCAAAACAUAGGGAGGUGUGUCUGACACACUGCCUCCAAGCCUUAAAUCAAAACCUGCUGGUCAAGUACAACAAAAUCAACACAGAAAGUCGGGCUGCGUUGCGGUUAGAUGGUAUUGCUGGGAUUUUGCUGUUCCUGGUCAGUCUGAUUCUGCUGGAGACUGAAACGGACUCGGGGCUUGUGGUUCUGGCAUUGAUCUGUGCCUUCAAUAUUAAAAAAGCGGUUCACCAAUACCCUCAGGCUGCCUCUGAUAUCAACAUGGACAUGCUGAGCAUGCAAAACCUUUGUGAAUUUGCCAAAGUGGAGAAGGAGGCAGCAUGGGAAAAAUCCUACAGACCACCCAGUGACUGGCCCCAGCAUGGAGAGGUGAAGUUCAGGAACUACGAGUCUGAAGCCUCCUCUAAUGAAUCACCAGCUCUUAGAGGAAUCAAUCUCACCAUUCUAAAAGGGGAAAAGAUUGGGGUUGUGAGCAGGGGGAAGAGCGACACCGAUGCUUUGGUUAGCAGUCUGUUCCGGUCAGUGGAGGCCAGGAGAGGCGCUGUGCUGAUUGAUGAUAUAAACAUCGCCCGCAUGGGUCUAUUUGACCUUCGUAGCCAUCUGCAAAUCAUUUCUCAGGUUCCAGUACUGUUCUCUGGUACCCUGAGGGCUAACCUGGACCCGUUUGCUCAGCAUACUGACGCACAGGUGUGGUUGGCUCUGGAGCUCUGCCAUCUGAAGGAGCGUGUUCGACUAAUGCCUGCUCAGCUGCUGCACCCUGUACAGAGGACCUCCCUUGCUUUCAGCUUUGGCCAGAGGAGGCUGCUCUGUUCGGCCAGAGCCUUGCUUGCAAGGGUCAGAAUCCUGCUUGUGGAAGAGGCCCUUCCUUGUGUGGACCUAGAAACAGAGGACCUGGUCCAGCAGUUGAUCCACACUGAGUUUAAACACUGCACUGUACUGUGGCUCACUCAGAAUCCGCUCACUGUCAUGCACACUGACAGGGUGCUGGUUUUGAAUAAGGGACAAGCUGUGAACUUUGACGCCCCUUCCACUCUCCUCCAGCAGGGGCCGCUGUUCAGUCAGUGAGACGGGACCUUGCUCUUUCAUCCAACUAUUAUUCUGUUAUUAUGUACUUAUUUCUUAUUGACUAAAUAUUUAAGAUAUUCAUUUUACAUCAUGCAUUAGGUUAUCUGAAGCACAGUUUAUUCACACGUUAAUUAAUGAAGGUUUUGGACAUAUUAAACUGAAUAAAUGAUUACAUUAAAAAAAGUAACAAGUGAUACACAAACAGAUUUUGAAAUAUUCAAGCAGAUUGUGGGUGUUUUUUUGUAUUUGUAUUUUCCAUUUAAUAUUUUACAAUAUUAAUAAUCUAUUUAAUUUGAUAAUUUAAUUGUAAUACAGUAAAAUGUUUAUUAAUUUAUUACAAUAAUGUUUUUGCCACCUAGUUAAAAUAAUAAUAAUAAAAAGUUUAAUGUCUUGCUUAAGCACACAAACUUGCCAGUUUAUAAUGUUUACAAACAUGAGUUUCAAGAUACCUUAUAUAUCUGUGCUGUUUAUAAAGGGCUAUCACUUAUCUUUCAGCUGAUGGCAGAUCAAGUUUGAUAUUUUUGACACCUUUGAUACUCUUUUGCUAGUGUUUUACAAGAAGUAGAAUAUGUCACACCUGCAGUAUGAUAAAUGAUAUGUAAGCAAGCAGCAGGUCUUCCCUUCUAAGGGCUGUUUGUGGUUAUGCACAGCGGCCGUUUGAGCUGUUUGUUGACACAUUCUCAUCUUCUCCAUUUCCUUUGCUGUUGUUGUCAGUUAAUUGCACAUUAGGUUGCACGAAGGAGCCGUUUUUUACACAACAGUUUUCCACAUUGUAACUCUCUCCGCAUCUUUCCUCAAGAUUUCCGGA